ACGCGUCACGCCGCAUCCGUGGGGCAUGUUUAUGUUCCCACGCCUGAAGGUGAGCGGACGGGACGCUGCUGAUGGGGCGCGUUGCGCAUUUGGAGCCUCGGUGAGCGCGCCGCUGCCCUCGCGCCGAUCUGAACCUUUUUUUCUUUUGCGCACGGCUGCACUUGGAGCGGCUUUUUUGGGCAUGCUCUGGCUGCCGGGGUGCCGCCGCGCCACCUCCGCCUGAGCCUUCUCCAGACUCCCGCCGGUCUGUGAGAUGGGGGCCGGUCUGUCCAGCCUGGCAGCCUUCCAGUCCCUGCACAUCGUCAUGCUGGGCUUGGACUCGGCGGGCAAGACCACGGUCCUGUACCGGCUCAAGUUCAACGAGUUCGUCAACACGGUGCCCACCAUCGGCUUCAACACGGAGCGCAUCCGGCUGGGGGGCCCCGGGGCCUCCAGGGGCAUCAGCUGCCACUUCUGGGACGUCGGGGGCCAGGAGAAGCUGCGGCCGCUGUGGAAGCCCUACAGCCGCUGCGCGGACGGCAUCGUGUACGUGGUGGACUCCGUGGACGCGGAGCGGCUGGAGGAGGCGCGGGCCGAGCUGCACCGCAUCACCCGCUUCCAGGAGAACCUGGGCACGCCGCUGCUGGUGGUGGCCAACAAGCAGGACCUGCCGCGGGCCCUGGACGUGGCGGAGAUCGAGAGGCAGCUGGCCCUGCGCGAGCUCAGCCCCUCCACGCCGUACCACGUCCAGCCGGCCUGCGCCAUCAUCGGAGAGGGGCUGGACGAGGGCAUGGACAAGCUGUACGAGAUGAUCGUGAAGAGGAGGAAGACGCUGAAGCAGAGGAAGAAGAAGCAGCUUUAGGAUAAACAUCCGAGAUAAUUCAGAGAGGGAGGAGCCGCUGAAGCUGAGCUGAUGCUCUGAUCAUGUCGCCUCCAGCUCUGCACGUUUCCUGACCUUCCGCUCCCCCUGCCAGCUCUCCGCUCUCAGUCUUUUAAGACAAACACGGUCCGAGGUGAAAGACAUGAUGUCAGACCUUGCUAUCAAUUUAAUUGCAGGCAGGAGGGAAUAAAAGACAGCGGGAGAAGCACCAGCAGCUUGUUUAAUGCUGAAUUAAACCCAAAA
Fundulus heteroclitus (mummichog) is the source of this 1102-nucleotide messenger RNA. RefSeq names its product ADP-ribosylation factor-like 4Ca (gene arl4ca). Gene Ontology annotation, biological process: intracellular protein transport; endocytic recycling. Bases 254 to 841 code for a protein of 195 amino acids. The record is from RefSeq and is a predicted model, not a curated record. Lineage: Eukaryota; Metazoa; Chordata; Actinopteri; Cyprinodontiformes; Fundulidae. Gene Ontology annotation, molecular function: GTP binding; GTPase activity. Gene Ontology annotation, cellular component: cytoplasm. The transcript is spliced from 2 exons.